AUGCUGUACAAAAUGAGAAUUUUUUCAGCGAAAGAAUAUGGACUGAUGCGAAUUGUCGAUGAUCCAACAAAAUGUGCUUGGUUGGCAAAUGGACAUUCACUGGAACAUUAUUUGAUACGCCAUCAGGAUACGGUAGAAUACCGUAAAAAAAUUCGCCUACUAAAAGUACGUAUGUUGGAUGGUUCAGUAAAAACGAUACCAAUCGACGAAAGUCAUCCAGUCGGACAACUAAUGGUCGGGGUGUGUACGAAAAUCGGAAUCUCAAACUACGAAGAAUAUAGUUUGGUGAGUGCCUACGAUUGCCUGCAGUAA
This is a messenger RNA of Haemonchus placei, 312 nucleotides long. The record is from the annotation of a GenBank genome assembly. Lineage: Eukaryota; Metazoa; Nematoda; Chromadorea; Rhabditida; Trichostrongylidae.